Pterocles gutturalis (yellow-throated sandgrouse) is the source of this 2499-nucleotide messenger RNA. RefSeq names its product protein kinase D3 (gene PRKD3). Gene Ontology annotation, biological process: protein phosphorylation. The record is from RefSeq and is a predicted model, not a curated record. Gene Ontology annotation, molecular function: ATP binding; protein serine/threonine kinase activity. Lineage: Eukaryota; Metazoa; Chordata; Aves; Pterocliformes; Pteroclidae. The transcript has 17 exons. The annotation marks the transcript as partial.
AUGUCAGCAAACGACUCGUCUCCCCCAUCCUUACAGAAGUUUUCCCCAUCUACGUGUCAUGCUGCUGCACCACAAACCCCAACUUUGUCUUCAAGUCCCCAGUCGGGGCUCUCCAGUCGACUCUCCAAUGGCAGUUUCAGUACCCAGAGCCUCACCAACUCCCGGGGCUCUAUGCAUGGGAUCUCCUUCCUGCUGCAGAUUGGUCUCACUCGAGAGACUGUCACCAUUGAAGCUCAGGACCUGUCCCUCUCUGCUGUUAAAGACCUCGUGUGCUCUAUAGUUUACCAGAAGUUCCCAGAGUGUGGUUUCUUUGGCAUGUAUGACAAAAUUCUCCUCUUCCGUCAUGACCUGAACUCAGAUAAUAUUUUGCAACGGAUUACGUCAGCAGAAGAGAUACGUGAGGGAGAUCUCGUUGAGGUUGUGCUCUCUGCUUUGGCUACAGUUGAAGAUUUCCAGAUUCGUCCUCAUGCACUUUAUGUGCAUUCCUACAAGGCUCCUACUUUUUGUGACUACUGCGGAGAAAUGCUUUGGGGUUUGGUACGACAAGGAUUAAAAUGUGAAGGUUGUGGAUUAAACUACCAUAAGCGAUGUGCCUUCAAGAUUCCAAAUAACUGCAGUGGAGUGAGAAAGAGACGUCUGUCUAAUGUGUCUUUACCAGGAGCAGGGCUUUCAGUUCCAAGACCAACACAAGCUGAAUACACAUCCUCUGCCUCUGAAGAACGCUGCUGCCCAGAACCUAGUAAGAGGAUUCCCUCCUGGAGUGGCCGCCCCAUCUGGCUGGAAAAGAUGGUGCUUUGCAGAGUGAAGGUUCCGCACACAUUUGCUGUUCACUCUUACACUCGUCCCACCAUAUGCCAGUACUGCAAACGGCUGCUCAAGGGCCUUUUUCGACAAGGAAUGCAGUGUAAAGAUUGCAGAUUCAACUGUCACAAACGCUGUGCAUCUAAAGUACCUAAAGACUGUCUCGGAGAGGUGAUUUUCAAUGGAGAACCUGCUAGCCCAGGCCAGGACUUGGACAUGCCAAUGGAAGUUGAUAGCAGUGAAUUGAACAGUGAUGGUAGUCGGGGUCUAGAUGAUGUUGAAGAGCCCUCUCCUCCAGAGGACAAAAUCUUCUUUAUGGAUCCAUCUGACCUUGAUGCAGACAAAGAUGAGGAAGCUGUCAAAACCAUCAGUCCUUCAACAAGCAAUAAUAUUCCUCUUAUGAGAGUUGUACAGUCAAUCAAGCACACAAAGAGGAAGAGCAGUACAAUGGUGAAGGAAGGAUGGAUGGUCCACUACACUAGUAGAGACAAUCUGAGAAAAAGACAUUACUGGAGACUGGACAGCAAAUGCCUCACACUGUUUCAAAAUGAAUCUGGAACAAAAUAUUACAAGGAGAUUCCACUUUCAGAAAUUCUCCAGGUGACUCAGCCUCGAGAUUUUUCAAACGUGGUGCAGGGCAGCAACCCAUACUGUUUUGAGAUCGUCACUGACACGAUGGUGUACUUUGUUGGCGAAAACAAUGGCAGCAGUCAUCACAGUCCUGUUCUUGCUGCCUCCGGAGUUGGACUGGACGUAGCUCAGGGCUGGGAGAAAGCCAUUCGUCAGGCUUUGAUGCCAGUCACUCCUCAAGCUAGCGUUUGCACUGCUGCAGGACAAGGAAAAGAUCACAAAGAGUUAUCUCUAAGCAUCUCUGUUUCAAAUUGCCAGGUCCAGGAGAAUGUGGAUGUCAGCUCUGUGUACCAAAUAUUUGCUGAUGAAGUGCUGGGUUCUGGUCAGUUUGGUAUCGUAUAUGGAGGAAAACAUAGGAAGACUGGAAGAGAUGUGGCUAUCAAAGUCAUUGACAAGAUGAGGUUUCCAACCAAGCAGGAAAGUCAGCUUCGUAAUGAAGUAGCCAUUCUCCAGAAUUUGCACCACCCUGGGAUUGUGAACCUGGAAUGUAUGUUUGAAACCCCAGAACGGGUCUUUGUUGUGAUGGAAAAGCUGCAUGGGGAUAUGCUAGAGAUGAUUCUUUCCAGUGAGAAAAGUCGACUUCCAGAACGAAUAACUAAGUUUAUGGUCACUCAGAUACUUGUUGCUUUGAGGAAUUUACACUUUAAGAAUAUUGUGCACUGUGAUUUAAAACCAGAAAAUGUACUACUAGCAUCAGCAGAGCCAUUCCCUCAGGUGAAGCUGUGUGAUUUUGGCUUUGCACGUAUCAUUGGUGAAAAAUCUUUCAGGCGCUCUGUGGUGGGGACACCUGCUUAUCUUGCCCCUGAAGUGCUCAGGAGUAAAGGUUACAACCGCUCGCUAGACAUGUGGUCAGUAGGAGUUAUUGUCUAUGUGAGCCUUAGUGGUACAUUCCCAUUUAACGAAGAUGAGGAUAUAAAUGAUCAGAUUCAAAAUGCAGCAUUUAUGUACCCACCAAAUCCUUGGAAGGAAAUUUCUAGUGAAGCCAUUGAUUUAAUAAACAAUUUGCUGCAAGUGAAGAUGAGAAAACGUUUCAGUGUUGACAAAUCCCUUAGUCACCCAUGGUUACAG